CUGAUCUUUGGUGGUCCUGGAUUGAUGACGUCAAACGCUUAUCUUUUUUCGCGGGAAAAGUAAAGUGAGUUCCGAGCUAUGCGGCCGGCCGAGUGAGGAGUAUUCCUGGAGUUGACUCGACAUGAAGAGGGGUUCGCGAGAGGUUUGGUGAGAGAGGCCGUGCGGCUGAUCUGGGGCGACGAGAGCGGAAAACCAGAUUGGCUCAUCACUCCAGAAGAAACUAUGGAAAGCCAAGAAUUUAUUGUAUUGUACACUCACCAAAAAACGAAGAAGUCCAAAGUGUGGCAAGACGGAACACUGAGGAUCAGCCCUGUGGGAAGUAAAGCAAUCUUAUAUGAUGACAAAGGACAGUGUUUGGAGAGUCUAUUUCUUAAGUGCCUUGAGGUGAAGCCUGGAGACGGUUUAGAAAGUGACCGCUACUUAAUCACAGUUGAGGAGGUGAAGGUGGCAGCUAGCAGUGCACUGAAGCAGGAGACCUUUCCAGAAACACCAGCAUCCAGUUCUAGAAUAUUUGCCUCCUUUGGCCGGUCCUUGGGGUGUCAACCCGCUGGUUUAAAAAGGAAGUUUACUGGCUUCCAAGGACCACGUCAGGUGCCCCAAAAAGUGACUAUUAGAGAAUCUGGUGAAUCGACUACCUCGCCUGAGCCCCGUAGGCCUAGCCCUGCUUCCCUUCUCCCACUCCAAAGCACGUCUACUUUGUUUGCCACUGCUGGCAGCAGAGACACUAGUACCCUGCCAACAUACCCUGAGGGCACAGUUGCUUACAAGAACCCAGAGAGAAUCAGUGUGCCUUUUUUCUCAGCCAUAUCUAAUCCAUCCCUCAAGAUGAGCCCAGAAGUGCUAAGUGGGGACAGUGAUUUUCUACCUCCUGUCAGCGCUGUUAGUAAGCAUUCCAGCGGUUCAGGAGUUACACAAAACAUCAGAAGCAAAGCACAGAUAGUCGCUCUCCUGAAGUCCAAAUCAACUGGUACGAGUAAAGAGCUACGUUCUGGAAUCCCGGAAUGUUUUCCUCAGAUGUGCCCACAGGGAAGUCUGAAAAUUCCUGCUGAGCCAAUAUGUCCAGGGGAGCAGGGAGAGCAGGCUGAGGCGAAGAGCGCAGACAAUUCCCACUUCCAACGCCAACCAGGAAGCGGUGUGGGCGCUAGUAGCCGGUGGGCUGUAUAUUUGCCCUCAGACAGCUCACCUGUCCAUCCCUCUACUGGAAGUGGAGUUGUCUCCAAAAGCAGACCCCAGGCUUGGGAAGAUAACAACAUCGAUUUCAACCUUGAAGAUGUAUUUGAGGGGAAAAGGACCCAGCUCUUUGAAACACACACUGAAGAGGGGAGAAAGUGUAAUGAAGACAUGCCUGUAGGUGAGAUGCAGGAAGUGCAACAAGAAAUUUCUUCAUUCUGUGAAGCCAACAACUUGCCUGUUGCCUGUAGCAAUGAACAAAGCAGUGACCUACUGUCAGAACCUGACAUUCACGCAAAUACUAGAGCACCUGCUAGUCAGAAUGACCAGAUGUGCAUAAAAGAGUCUGGUCUCACGUACGAUGCUCAGGGGCCAGACCCGUGUGAGAUUCCAGAAAGGGAGCAUCAACAGCCAGUGUCGCAUCCUCCAGAGGCUGCACCUCUACAGACUGAAUCUUCUCUGGGUUUCAAUCGUAGCAUCUCUGAUGACGUUAGCAAUGUAUUUUCCAAGGGCCAAACUGAUCAUGAAGACCAGGAGAGUCUUCCUGAAGCUGGGGACAGUGGGACGCAACCACUGAUGGAGGUGACUUUUGACCUCAAUGCUUUUGAAACCAGUGACACUGAGGAAGAGUCACAGGGAAGCAGCAAAAUUUCCCAAGAUUCAGAGGGUGAGGUGGGGGCAACUUUGGCUCAUAGCGGCAGUGCAGGUGUUCCAAGGGGUGAGGACAGGAUCUGUAAGGAAGUGGGCAGUGGAUGUUGGCCUCUCUUAACAUCUUCUGGGGACAAACCUAUGGAGCCUCUGCUAUCACAGUUUUGUGAUAACAUUUAUGUAGGUUUUGACACAGGGCUUUGGAAAGCUAGAAAGAGCAGCAAAGAAACGGAGGAGGAGGAUGAGCCUAUAAGCUGUUUGGACGCAUCUUUAGAAUGGCUUGAGGAUGCACAUGCGGAAAACCACCAAGAAACACUUAAUAAAUCUGUCGCCAAAGAUACAGUCCAUGAUGAUUUUACUCUACUCCCAGAUACACCUAAAUGCCUCAACACCAAUGUGCCCAUGCCUCAUUUUCUAAACACAGCCACUAACCAGACUCCCGAAAACAGCCUGUUUUCAGAGCAGGCUCAGCCACAGGCUUCUGUUCUAAGAAAAGAGGUAGGUAAGAAUGAACAGAUUUUACCGUGGGCCUACAGCCAUGACAACGGUCUCCAGCUACUAAGUGCCAGUCAUUGUCCUGUACUUGGUCAAUCAGAUAUGCCAGCUUCCAGUUCUUUGUUUUAUCCUCUGGAAAAAAGGCAUCCUGUUUCCGAAAGCACAGAAGCACUUAGUCCUGAAUCUGAACAUAGGGGAAGGAUUAGAAGUUUAUCCCAUGACUACCGUGAAGAAGAAACUACUGGAGAAAAACAAUACCCGAGUAGUCCUAGAAAAUCUUCAGAACUUUCUGGAUUGAAAGAUAGCAUUUCCCUCUUAAAGUCAUUGUCUGAACACACCACAGCUUUAGAAGGCUUGGAAAUAUUGAAGAAGAAAAAUACUGCCUUUCAACAGCAAAAAAUUAUACAGACAUACAAGCCAGCAAGCGAUCCUGAAUGUGAGAAUAGCAUGCUUGUUUCAGCCAGGAGACCACCGACUACACUACCCCCACAGGCUAUACCAGAGUGUCAGCUGACCCAGGAUUCUCAGCGGUUCCCAAAUAAAGAAAACUUUCCAAAAGGAAGCACUACCUUUCAGAUUGAAGACACUUUUCAAGUGGUGGCUAAGUCUGAUCCAUACUCAUUUGAAAAUGAUUUAACCAAAGGAUCUAGUUAUCUGGUGAACAAGAACCUCCCAUCUUCAGGUCGACCCCAACUUCCCCCUGUGACUUGGCCACCUGUUGAGGGCAGCAGAGCUCCCUGCUCACGUGUGAUGACCUCUGACAGGCAGGUGGCUUCUGCAGCUCCGAUGCUCAGCCUGUGCCAAGAGCCAUCACCUUUCCCUUUCAGCUUCAGGCCUGAGCACCAGUACAAACCUCCUUCCUCUCAGGAAUCCAGGGGAGCGACCCCGGUGGAUGCCUCACAUCUCCAUAGUGUGUCCAGUCAAAGCAAGUGGCUGAAAUAUCAAAACACAGCACUGAGCAACUUGGCUGCUCCGGGCAGACCAGGUGGGCAGGGGUCCCCGGGGUCUCAGGCUGGCGAGCGUCCCUGUGAGCCAGGGCACCGAUGGAGUGGAGCUGCCGACAGCAACUGCCCAGGCCCCGGGCCUCUGCAAAUAAUAACAGACAUGCUGUGGCACCAGCAGCAGGACUAUAGUGGCCCAGGCUUGGUUUCCAGAAGGAAAGAACUUUGCCCGGAUUUACAGCCAGCACUAAAGAUGGAGGGAUUUCAGGACACGACAAGACAGUCCACGCGGUACAAGGAUGGUAGAGCAGGAGGUGUACAGGAGGUAAAUGGCUCGGAGCUCUGCUUCCCAAGUGGGCAAAAAAUAAACUCCGCUUACCUUCCCCAAAGGCAGAUACACAUACCAGCUGUUUUUCAAUCUCCUGCACAUUAUAAGCAGGUUUUUACAUCUUGUCUCAUAGAGCAUCUAAACAUACUGCUGUUUGGGCUGGCACAGAGGUUGCACAAAGCUCUUUCAAAAGUCGACUUGUCAUUUUACACAUCAGCGAAGGAGGAGACGCCAAGGCAGGGGGACGCCUUUGUGCCUUCCUGCCACCACCAGCAGCCGGCGAAGCUCGUAGCUGUCCGAAAGGAGGGACCAAAUCAGGGUCGUCUCUUUUAUACCUGUGACGGACCCAAAGCUGACCGGUGUAAAUUUUUCAAGUGGCUUGAAGAAGUGACUCCAGGACCUUCACUGCAGGGACAGGGUCCGCCAAGCAGGGUGUUCAGUGACAUAAAGAAUAUCGGCUUGUACCUAAGAAGUCAGAAGAUCCCCUUGUAUGAGGAGUGCCAGCUUUCAGUGAGAAAAGGCUUUGACUUCCAAAGAAAGCAGUAUGGCAAACUGAAGAAGUUUGCCACUGUAAAUCCUGACUUCUACAGUGAACCUAAAAGCAGGCUUUAUCUGAAGCUGAGUCGGAAGGAAAGCUCUUCAGCUUACAGCAAAAAUGACCUUUGGGUGGUUUCAAAAACCCUCGACUUUGAGUUGGAUACUUUCAUUGCAUGCAGUGCUUUUUUUGGACCAUCCUCUGCCAACGAGGUGGAGAUCCUGCCUUUGAGAGGGUACUACCCUUCCAACUGGCCCCCGAAUAGUGUGGUCCAUGCAUUGUUGGUCUGCAAUGCUAGCACAGAGCUCACCACUUUGAAAAACAUCCAGGACCACUUUAAUCCUGCGACUCUACCAAUAAUACAGCACCUCUUAACCAUGACUUCAACGUCUGUAGUCAGCACCCAGAGAGCGAAUAAGAGAAGAUUCAUCCCACCAGCAGCCUCAAAAAUCAACACGAGAUGUGAACUGCUGGGUCUUGGGCCAACACUGCAGUUAGCCAGAGAGUUCAUCCAGCGCUACAAGUUGAACGAGGAUCAGGCCACAGCCCUGGUGCAGAUGGCACACAUGAUGGCAUCACACACGUCUACAGCCGGAGCACAGGAAGAGCCAGCCCCUCCCCUGCCCGUCACCAUCAUUCACGGUGUCUUUGGAGCAGGGAAGAGUUACCUGCUGGCAGUGGUGAUUUUGUUCUUUGUGCAGCUUUUUGAAAAGAGUGAAACUCCCACUGCCGGGGAUGCAAGGCCUUGGAAACUUCUGAUUUCUUCUUCCACGAAUGUAGCUGUGGACAGAGUACUCCUGGGGCUCCUCAGUCUUGGGUUUGAAAAGUUCGUCAGAGUCGGGAGCAUCAGGAAGAUUGCCAGGCCGGUUCUGCCUUACAGCUUGCAUGCAGGUUCUGAAAAUGAAAACGAGCAACUGAAAGAACUCAAUGCACUGAUGAAAGAGGACCUGACUCCGAUGGAGAGAGUGUAUGUGAGGAAGAGCAUCGAGCAGCAUAAGCUGGGGACCAACAGGAAGCUGCUGAAGCAGGUCCGAGUGGUGGGCGUGACUUGUGCGGCCUGCCCAUUCCCCUGCCUGAACGAGCUGAAGUUCCCAGUGGUCCUGCUGGAUGAGUGUAGCCAGAUCACCGAGCCUGCUGCCCUGCUCCCCAUCGCGAGGUUUGAGUGUGAAAAGCUGAUUCUUGUCGGGGACCCCAAGCAGCUUCCCCCGACUAUUCAGGGUUCUGACGCAGCUCAUCAAAAUGGAUUGGAACAAACUCUCUUUGAUCGACUCUGCUUAAUGGGCCACAAGCCAGUGCUGUUGAGAACCCAGUACCGGUGCCACCCAACCAUCAGCGCUAUUGCCAAUGACCUGUUUUACGAAGGGAGCCUCCGGGACGGCAUCGAGGAAGCCGAUAGGGGCCCUUUGCUCGAGUGGCUGCCGACCCUGUGCUUCUACAACGUGAAAGGGCUGGAGCAGGUUGAAAGAGAUAACAGCUUUCAUAACGUGGCAGAAGCUGCUUUUACACUCAAGCUGAUUCAAUCACUGCUUGCGAGUGGGAUAGUGUCCUCUGGGAUUGGGGUGAUAACAUUAUACAAAUCCCAGAUGUACAAGCUCUGUCACCUACUGGCUGCUGUGGGCUCAGAGCAGCCGCCCGUGAGGGCCGUGCAGGUGUCCACCGUCGACGCAUUCCAGGGGGCCGAGAAGGAGGUCAUCAUUCUGUCCUGUGUGAGGACCCAGCAGGUCGGGUUCAUUGACUCGGAGAAAAGGAUGAAUGUGGCCUUGACCCGGGGAAGGCGGCACUUGCUGAUUGUGGGGCACCUGGCGUGCCUGAGGAAAAACCGGCUGUGGGCCCGCGUGAUCCAGCACUGUGAAGGAAGGAAGGAUGGGCUGCAGCUUGCAAGCCAGUGUGAGCUCCAGCUGGACCGUCUCCUUCAAGCUUAUUCCGAAAACCAAGCAGAAGAGAAACAGAGGAAAAAGAGAGACAAAGAAAGCUAAAAAUCAGCUUCAUUUGUAAGAAGACAUGAUCUAUAUGUAUGUAAAUCCAAGUCAACUUUACAUGAUGUAUUUUCUCAUUAGCCCAAAGUCUUUCUUACAGAAAGAAAAAGUUUCAUGAUCUUUAUGUGACAUAUCAGAUAAACACCUACAAAAAAAAAAAAAAAAAAGACCUUUACAAAGUUGAUAAUACUAUUGUUAAGCUAUGGAUAGUAAUAUAUUUUAAGUCUUACUAAUAAAAAUAAUUCUCUCCCUUUCUUUAAUUUAGUUAUGGCUUCAAAAAGAUUUUUUUAAGGAGAAGGGAAGAUACUACUUUAAGAAUAAGUGAAUGUCAGGGGGCUGGGCAUUGGCGCACCUGGUUAAGCACACAUAUCACUAUGCUCAAGGACUCAAGUUCAAGCACCCACUCCCCAAGCAGGGAUGCUUCAUGAGCGGUGAAACAGGUCUGGAGGUGUUUAUCUUUCUCUCUCCCUCUCUCCCUUCCCUUCUCUUCUCAAUUUCUCUGUCCUGUCAGAUAAAACAGAAAGAAA
Molecule: messenger RNA, 6620 nt
Organism: Erinaceus europaeus (western European hedgehog)
Lineage: Eukaryota; Metazoa; Chordata; Mammalia; Eulipotyphla; Erinaceidae
Gene: ZGRF1
Product: zinc finger GRF-type containing 1
Exons: 25
Coding region: 223-6093 (1956 amino acids)
Biological process (GO): double-strand break repair
Cellular component (GO): nucleus; site of double-strand break
Molecular function (GO): zinc ion binding; helicase activity
Source: RefSeq, a predicted model, not a curated record